CUUGUGGUGCAUCAUGAAGUGUGUUUACUUCUACAGCGUUGUGUUGUUGUUGACACUGUGUGACGUCACUGCGGCAGGACCUCUACACGCACAGUGCACCGUACAAUGGUAUGUUGCGAUACCGUGUCAAGCGGUUUAUGAAUCGCUGGUAUCGCAGAUCAAGAAGUGGGAAGGCAGGGCGGGCUGCACCGGUGGAGGACAGCGCUGCUCCUACAAGCUACAUUCUGCCACGGUGCACUUUAUAUCUGCCAAACACACCACUCCAUUGACGAGGUACCAACAAGUCAUCAACUUCCGCCUGGUGCCAUACCACUUCUUCACUGGAUGUCAUAUUUCUGCCAUGUCCAUCUCCCAGACCUGGUUUGUGGUCCGAGACCACGGCAACAACUACUGCAACCUCUACAACCUCAUGGAAGGAAGUAGUCUCACAGAGGUCAGAGGUUACAGGGAGAUGACCAGUGACUUCUUAUGUACUCAACGCUCCUCAGCCAACUGUGCCCUCGACUGACUUGUACUGCAACUACACUCUUCUUUCAUCAUCAUCAUCAUUAUUAUUAUACAGUGGG
Nerophis lumbriciformis (worm pipefish) is the source of this 566-nucleotide messenger RNA. RefSeq lists its product as uncharacterized. The record is from RefSeq and is a predicted model, not a curated record. NCBI's taxonomy places the organism in Eukaryota, Metazoa, Chordata, Actinopteri, Syngnathiformes, Syngnathidae.